AUGCGCGGCGUGCGCCCGUGGCUGGCGUUUGCGAUCACGGCGGCGCUCCUCGGCGCGGCGGCGAGCUGGCGCAACGGCACGAUCUCGCGCAACACCACGACCACCAAAACGACGGCGAAGCUCGUGCUUCUGUCGGCGCCGCGGUCCGGCAGCACGCUGCUCGUGGAGAUGCUGCGCGCGCCCGCGUCCGACGCGUGCCCGCGGACCCACGACGACGUGCUCAUGCACGGCGAGCCGUUCCACGCGGGGCAGGAAAAGGGCGAUUCAACGUUCCACGCGUCGGACCUCCGCGCGUCGGCCAAGGACGGCUUCGCGGGCAACGUGAGCGUGCGCGACGACGUCUUCGGCCGGCGGCGGAGCCGCCCCGGCGAGCUGCUCGACGCCAUCGCGGCCACGGCGUCGACGCGCGCGCCCGUCGUCGGCUUCAAGCUCUUCAGCAAGCACCUCGAGUGGGAGAACCUGCCCGUGUUUUUGGAGUGGGCGACGCACGUCGUCCUGCUCCAGCGCUCGAACGCGCUCGAGCAGUACAUCUCCAUCUGCCUCGCGCAAAAGUCCAACGUCUGGGCGACCUACGCCGACAGCGCGCGCGUCAAGGUCCGCGAGCUCGACGUCGCGAUCUCGCCGGAGCUCUUCGAGGCGUGGCGGGACCACGAGGCCGCGUUCGCGGCCUACGCGCGGCGCGCCGUCGCGAGCCUCGACGCGGACGACCGGCCGGCGCUGCUCGAGCUCUGGUACGAGGCGGACCUGUGCGCGCCGGAGCGGCGGCGCGGCGCGCUCGCCAAGGUCGAGCGGUUCCUCGGCGUGCCCGGCGGCCGGUUCCGCCACGACGCGCCCCACCUCCCCGUGAAGCAGCACGCGCACAACGUCUUCGAGUCCGUGUCCAACUGGGCCGCCGUCGCCAACUCGACCGCGGGCGCGCCCUACGCGACGGCGACGUCGUGCUCUUCGAGGCGCCGGCUCGCCGACGACACCGCCGACGCCGCGGCCGCGCGGAAGAAGCACCUCAAGGAGCUCCAGGGCCACCACUGCAAGGAGGGCGGGCCGGGCUGGCUCUAA
Molecule: messenger RNA, 1056 nt
Organism: Aureococcus anophagefferens
Lineage: Eukaryota; Pelagophyceae; Pelagomonadales; Pelagomonadaceae
Exons: 3
Coding region: 1-1056 (351 amino acids)
Source: RefSeq, a predicted model, not a curated record